UGGUAAACGCUAGUACACUGAGUGUGGUUGCGCGGAAAAUUUGGAUGUCGCUAAGUGUUUCGAAACUAUUGUGCAGCGUUAUUUAUUGAAUAUACUUCGUGGUGAUACCAAACGUUUACGGCAAUGAGAUAGACACGAUACACAGAAUUUUUCUAAAUACUCUGAGAUGACCAAAAACGGUUGCGCUUGCGAAAAUGGAUAAAAGUGAGAGGAAAGAAGUGAAUAAUCCGCGCCAAAAUGCCAAUCCAUUGUCCAUUCUUACAUUUUGGUGGAUCCUCAAGCUGUUCGUUAUCGGUUAUAAGAAAGAAUUGGAGGAGGAUGAUUUGUAUUCGCCAUUGCGGGAAGACAAGAGCAGCUAUUUGGGUCAGCGUAUCGUAAAAAGUUGGGAGCGCGAGGUGAAAAUAUGUGAGAAGAAAAAAGACAAUUCGAAGCCAAGUUUAUUUAGGGUACUGUUCAAAUGCUUCGGUAAAAUACUCAUUAACGGUGGACUAGGGCUAUUUGUUCUAGAAUUUGGCAUACGGAUCGUGCAGCCGUUUCUACUCGCCAGGUUAUUACGUUAUUUCUCAGGGAACAGACAAGACUGGAGUACUGGUAUACAUUAUUAUGCCGCGGCUUUUUGUAUCGUGCCUUUACUAGAUGCUGUGAUUAUUCAUUGGGCCAUACAAACAUUUACACACGUAGGAAUGAAAGUUAGAGUGGCUUGUUGUACUUUAAUUUACAGGAAGAUACUUAGAUUGUCUAAUUCUGUUCUUGAAAAUGAAACAUCUGUCGGACAGAUGGUCAAUUUCUUAAGCAACGACGUCAAUAGGCUCGAUUACUUUGUCAUUGGUAUUCAUUACUUGUGGAUUGGUCCACUUCAAGUUUUUGUAAUAGCGUAUCUUACAUUUCGUGAAAUUGGAUUGGGAGCGAUCACAGGAAUGAUAGCGUUUUUAUUAUGUAUACCAUUGCAGAUAUUUCUUGGAAGAAAAGUGUCGCGUUUGACUUCCGUGUCGGCUAAAAAAACUGACAAUAGGUUAAGAUUGAUGAAUCAAAUCAUUAAUGGAGUAGAAGUAAUUAAAAUGUAUGUUUGGGAAGUACCAUACUCGCUUCUUGUCGAGAAAGCUAGACGGAAAGAAGUUGACGUGAUAAAGAAGUAUUCGAUCGUGGAGCAAAUUGGUUUAACGCUUGAUAUGUACUUUCCUCGAGUCGGUUUAUUUAUUGCCAUAUUAACUUAUGUUUUAACUGGGAAUAACGUGGAUGCUGAAAAAGUUUUUAUGACUACAGCAUUUUACACUAUUCUACGAGAUUCUAUGACUACCGGUUUUGCUAUAAGUGUUCAUCAAUUAGCAGAAGCAGUGGUGUCUAUCAGACGACUCGAGAAAUUCAUGACGUAUCCUGAAAUCUCUGUGCCACAGAAAGUUCAGAAUCAAGUAGCUACACAAUCCGUUCCUAUUUACUUAAAAAAUGUCACUGCCAGAUGGGAUAACUCUCGAGACAAUGACACAUUGCAAAACAUCCACCUAACAGUACAAGCUGGUAGCUUCAUAGCAGUGAUCGGACAGAUAGGCUCAGGAAAGAGCAGUUUGUUGCAGGUAAUACUUCGUGAAUUAUCAUUGACAGAAGGAGUGCUAGAAACUAGCGGGAAAAUAAGUUUCGCCGAUCAACGACCAUGGAUCUUCGCUUCCUCUAUCAGACAGAAUAUUCUCUUUGGGCAGUCGAUGAAUGAAACUCGUUACAACGAAGUGAUUCGUGUGUGUCAAUUGACACGCGAUAUAGAUCUAUUUACGCAUAAAGAUAGAACCAUGGCCGGGGAAAGGGGAAUCAAUUUAAGUGGCGGUCAACGAGCUCGAAUUAAUCUAGCGCGAGCAUUAUACACUGACGCCGAUAUUUAUCUUCUGGACGAUCCUUUAUCGGCGGUCGAUACGCAUGUCGGUAGUCGCAUUGUGGAUGAAUGUAUAUGUGGUUUUCUCAAAGGCAAAACUAUAAUCCUAGUCACUCACCAAAUACAGUACUUGAAAGCCGCUGAUCAGAUAAUCGUAAUGAACAAUGGUAGCAUUCAAGCGAAAGGGAGCUUCGAGGAGUUGCAAAGUAUGAAUUUAGAUUCCAUGAAGGUCUUCGAAGAGAUCGAGGAUAAAGAAGAAUUUGGCGAAGCUGAAACCAAGGUGGAGAAGAAACGAACGAUGGGGGAAACGAAAAAAGAAGAAGACACAGUAGCGGAACAAGAACCUGUCGAGGUGGCGGAAACCAGGUCGAAGGGAAAAAUGUCUAGCAACGUUUUCUUUUCCUACUGGAAAGCAAGCAGAAAUAUAUUUCUGUUUCUUCUGAUGACGAUUAUGUUUAUAUCGAGCCAAUCGAUAGCCAGUGGCAGCGACUAUCUGGUCGCUUUUUGGGUAAACACAGAGAUGGCAUCGUGGGUUAGAAGCGAUAAUGGCACGAUGGAUUUUCAAUGGUCCGGACCACUGUCUCGCAAUGGAAUUAUUUAUAUUUAUAGCGGUCUAACUAUGGGCAUCGCUUGUAUCUACGUCGUACAGACGUUUACAUAUUAUGCAGUUUGCAUGCGUGCCUCGAAAAAUCUACACGCACAGAUGUUCCGUAGUAUCGUACGUGCAGUGAUGUACUUUUAUAACACGAAUCCCGCUGGUCGAAUAUUAAACAGGUUUUCUAAAGACAUUGGUAUUAUCGACAAGAAAAUGCCUUUUACCAUGUUCGACGUUAUCAUAAUGUUUCUAAAUUUUAUGGGGACCAUAGUGAUUCUUGGUACAGUAAGCGUGUGGUUGUUGAUACCAACUUGCGUUAUUAUAGUUAUUUUUUACUAUAUGCGAGUCGUAUAUAUUUCAACUAGUCGCGCUGUUAAACGAAUGGAGGGUACAACUCGUUCACCAGUGUUCGAUCAUGUGGGUGCCACUUUGCAAGGCUUAACGACAAUCAGAGCAUUCAAAGCUGAAAAGAUAGUAACCACGGAGUUUGACAAUCAUCAGGAUCUCCACACUUCAACGUGGUUCAUAUUCAUCUCUCUUUCACGAGCUUUCGGUCUUUACAUCGAGACAUUUUGUUUGAUUUACAUAGCGGUGAUCACCAUCAUGUUUUUCGUAUUCGACGAUCUCGCUAUUGCCGGGGAUAUCGGUUUAGUAAUCACGCAGGUUAGCGCAGUCGUUGGAAUUUUACAAUGGGGUAUAAGACAAACCGGUGAACUGGAGAAUCAAAUGACUUCUGUCGAAAGAGUGUUGGAGUACAGUAAGCUGGAAGAAGAGCCAUUUUUGGAUAGUAUACCGGAAAAGAAACCGCCAAAAGAAUGGCCCACGAAAGGUCUGGUCGAAUUCAGAGACGUGAAAUUAAAAUACGGCCCUAAAAGUACUUAUGUUUUAAAUGGUAUCAAUUUCGUGAUCAAACCUAAAGAAAAAGUGGGAGUUGUUGGAAGAACCGGUGCUGGCAAAACAUCCUUAAUCAGCGCUCUUUUUCGGUUAGCAUACGUAGAGGGAGAAAUAAUUAUAGAUGGUAUACCUACGAAUGAAAUUGCAUUGCAUGACUUUCGUUCGAAAAUCAGUAUUAUACCUCAGGAACCAGUUCUAUUCGGAGGUAGUCUUCGACGAAAUCUAGAUCCUUUCGAUGAAUAUUCUGAUAACGUUUUAUGGGAGGCUUUAGAGGAAGUAGAAAUAAGAGAAACGAUCUCAGAGAUGGCGGCAGGUUUGAACAGUAAAGUAUCGGAAGAGGGUUCGAAUUUCAGCGUUGGACAACGUCAAUUAUUAUGCCUUGUUCGAGCACUCGUUCGAAAUAAUAAAAUUAUGGUUCUCGAUGAAGCUACUGCUAACGUUGAUCCACAGACUGAUUCCCUGAUUCAACAGACGGUCAGAAAGAAAUUUGUGGAUUGCACUGUCAUUACUAUAGCGCACAGAUUAAAUACCAUAAUGGAUAGCGAUAAGAUACUUGUGAUGGAUCAGGGUUGUCUAGUAGAAUAUGAUCAUCCGUAUGUUUUACUGCAAAAGAAAGGAUAUUUUUACAAUAUGGUGCAACAAACAGGUGCUGCAAUGGCGAACAAUCUGUCAGAAGUGGCAAAGAACUGUUUUUAUAAGAACAACGAAGCGUCAUCCUGAUGAUGGCCCGACUUUAGUAACUUUCGAAUGAUAUAGUACAUAUUUAAGCGAAAUUUUUUCGUACGUCCAACUUAUAUUUUUGAACCAAAGUAAUAGUUUUUGCUAAGUGUGACGAUGCAAAUUUUGAAAGUACGGUGCUUACGCAGGUAUCAUAUACCAACUAUUUAGCCAAUUACAGUUUGACGAUCUUUUGUAACAAAAGUAUAAUAUCAAUAAAAUUUUGCAACAAUAA
Molecule: messenger RNA, 4302 nt
Organism: Bombus pascuorum
Lineage: Eukaryota; Metazoa; Arthropoda; Insecta; Hymenoptera; Apidae
Product: probable multidrug resistance-associated protein lethal(2)03659
Exons: 12
Coding region: 195-4070 (1291 amino acids)
Biological process (GO): transmembrane transport
Cellular component (GO): membrane
Molecular function (GO): ATP hydrolysis activity; ABC-type transporter activity; ATP binding
Source: RefSeq, a predicted model, not a curated record